CUAGCAGAGCUCGAUCGCUUGUUCUUACGAUCAGCAGGGUCCCUUUCACGCCUUUUCGCCCUCUUAUCGCCCGGAUCGAAAACGCUGUCGUUAUCUCUUCAUCCCACCACCUUCUAAGAUCGACCAAGACGACGAAACAGACCGAAACCACGAUACCCAAGACCCUUCGCAACAACCGCGGAAGGCAAGAUGUGGUCCUGGUUCGGCGGGGCAGCAGCCCAGAAGCGCAAGGAUGCGCCCAAAAACGCCAUCCUGAUGCUGCGGGAGCAGCUGGACAUGCUACAGAAGCGGGAGAGACAUCUGGAGAAUCAGAUGGAGGAGCAGGAGGCUAUAGCGAAGAAGAAUGUUACGGCGAAUAAAACUGCGGUUGCGAAAGCGGCUCUUCGGAGGAAAAAGGUCCACGAGAAGAACCUUGAACAGACGACGGCGCAGAUUACCCAACUCGAACAGCAGAUUUACUCAAUCGAAGCGGCGAAUAUCAACCAGGAGACUCUGAAUGCGAUGAAGGCGGCUGGUUCUGCCAUGACACAGAUUCACGGGUCUAUGACGAUCGAUAAGGUCGACGAGACAAUGGACCAACUCCGAGAACAACACCAACUCAGCGAGGAAAUCGCUCAGGCUAUCACCAGCCAGUCCGUGGGCGAACAACCAGACGAGGACGAGUUGGAUGCCGAACUCGAAGGAUUGGAGCAGGAGGCUAUGGACGAGCGUAUGCUCAAGACAGGGACAGUACCUGUGGCCGACCAGAUCAACCGGUUACCUGCUGCCGCGAAUGGAGAGCCCAAGGACAAAACGAAGCAAGCCGAGGAAGAAGACGAGGAAUUAUUUUCGUUUUAGCGCUUUUUCCUUCUUCUUUCCUUCUUUCCUUUCAAGCCUUGAUGCAUGAUGAAUGUUCUACCGGGAAUACUUUGAUUCUUGUUCUAAUGCUUUUAUUCCUAUUCAUACUCUAUUGGCGUAAUUGGGUUACCGUUUCUGGGGUUGUGUUUGUUUUAGAUUCGCUGAUAAACCGGCAUACAUGUGCUCAAUGGGAUUUACUACCUUUCCACGUAUCUAGUCAAUCAUUUGACAUUUUUUAUGGAUUAUUUGUAUGAUAGAGGUAUCCUCGAAAGGGACUAACAAACAUGAAAACCUCGAUUAAUCAGUUUUGCAGCAAAAACGAAACUCCUUUUCUCCUAGAAACCCAAUCCCAUGCCAUCGAGCAAAGCAUAAAAAGGGAGAAAGAAAAAAAAAAAAAAUCAAAAAUCAAAAAUC
Messenger RNA from Aspergillus glaucus CBS 516.65, 1251 nucleotides. Its product is annotated as ESCRT-III subunit protein SNF7. The transcript has 5 exons. Gene Ontology annotation, cellular component: ESCRT III complex; cytoplasmic side of plasma membrane; multivesicular body. Lineage: Eukaryota; Fungi; Ascomycota; Eurotiomycetes; Eurotiales; Aspergillaceae. The record is from RefSeq and is a predicted model, not a curated record. The coding region runs from base 190 to 837 and encodes 215 amino acids. Gene Ontology annotation, biological process: late endosome to vacuole transport via multivesicular body sorting pathway; vesicle budding from membrane.